AUGUCAGUUGAUAAAUCAUGGAUGAAGUUAAACCGGUCAGAUAUAAGGUAUUUUGAUGGAGUCACAAAUUUCAUCGAUUACGCUACUAGGCAUGUCAAAGAUAGGGAUGGAAAAAUGUAUUGUCCAUGCCGAAGUUGUCUAAACCAAGAUAGAGAAUUGCCAGCAACAAUACAGAAUCAUCUUUUGUACAGGGGUAUUAAGCAAGACUAUAUAGUAUGGCGUAAACAUGGGGAGAAGGUGGUUAAUGAUAGUGGUAGCAGUGGUAAUAGUCACAAUCAUAUUGAUGGUAAUGUGGCUGACCAUUUUGAUCAAUGUGAUAAUAUGCAAGAACUGAUAGAAGAAUGUAUCCAACAAGAUCCCAAUGGAGAUGCGCAGAUGUUUUACAAAUUGUUGGAGGAAUCAGAAGUGCCAUUGUAUCCUGAGUGCAAGAAAUAUUCCAACUUGUCAUUUAUUGUCAACUUGAUGCACAUCAAGAGUACUGGUAAUAUGAGCAACAAGGCAUUUGACCAGUUAUUGGAAUUGUUGAAAAAUGCAUUCCCCAUGUGUGAAAAAUUGCCAACAUCAAACUAUGGAGCAAAGAAGAUUGUAAAAGAGCUUGGACUUCAUUAUGAGAGGAUUGACGCCUGCAAAAAUGAUUGUGUAAUAUAUUACAAGGAGCUUGGAGAUGCAUCUGAAUGUCCUACAUGCAAGCUUUCAAGGUGGAAGACACAACGCACUACCAUAAAAAAAAAGGGAAAAAAAGUUAAAAAGAUUCCGUGGAAAGUUUUGCGAUAUUUUCCACUCACACCUAGACUUCAACGACUAUUUAUGUCAUCUAAGACAGCUCCAGAUAUGAGGUGGCAUUUUGAAGACCGUGUCAAAGAUGGUGUUUUAAGGCAUCCAGCAGAUGCGGAGGCUUGGAAAACUUUCGAUCAAAUUCAUCCAUCAUUCGGCAAUGAGCAUCGAAAUGUAAGGCUUGGUUUGGCGACUGACGGAUUCAACCCUUUUGGAAAUAUGAGUGUUAGUCAUAGUACUUGGCCAGUUUUGCUAUUUCCGUACAACCUUCCACCAUGGAUGUGCAUGAAAGAGCCUUACAUCUUCUUAUCUUUACUCAUACCAGGACCGAAGAGUCCUGGCAAUGAUAUUGAUGUUUACCUGAGACCGUUGAUCGAUGAGUUGAACACUUUGUGGGAAUAUGGUGCAGAAACGUAUGACAUUUCUACAAAACAAAAUUUUCAAAUGAGAGCUGCGGUCAUGUGGACAAUCAAUGAUUUUCCUGCAUAUGGUUACAUGUCUGGUUGGAGUACACAGGGAAAAUUGGCAUGUCCAUGUUGUGCGUCAGAGACUUCUAGUCGUAGAUUACAACACGGCUCAAAACAAUGUUAUAUGAGGCACCGUCGAUUUUUAGCACCAGAUCAUGAAUGGCGUAAACAACGGGAACCUUUUGAUAAUACAAGGGAAGAGAAAUGUGCACCAAGAAGACAAUCUGGUGGGGAAAUUGUAGAUGAACUUCAGGGUUUGAAGACAGUUGCACAUGGAAAGAAUAAGAAAACCCAAAUUAUCCCUGGAUUUGGAACGACUCACAAUUGGAAAAAGAGUAGUAUAUUUUUCCAAUUGCCUUACUGGAAGACACUAUUGUUGCGCCAUAAUUUAGAUGUGAUGCAUAUCGAAAAAAAUAUUUUCGAUAAUGUGGUUGGCACAAUAAUGAACAUUGAUGGUAAAACAAAAGAUUCUUUAAAUGCUCGUCUUGAUCUCCAAGCUAUGGAUAUAAGGAAAGCUUACUGGCCUAGAGAGGAGGAUGGCAAACUAGUUUAUGAUCCGGCACCUUUUGAAUUGUCUGCUGUUGAUAUCAAAGCUAUAUGUGAAUGGUUACUGAACUUGAAAGUUCCUGAUGGAUAUUGUUCAAAUGUAUCUCGUUGGAUCAAUGCUAAACGACGCAGUAUUUCUGGCAUGAAGAGUCAUGAUUGCCAUGUUUUCUUAGAGAGACUACUUCCGCUUGUGGUGCGAGAGUUACUGCCCAAAAAACCUUGUGAAGCAUUGAUUGAGCUUUCUUACUUUUUCAGAGAAUUGUGUGCUAAAGUACUGAGGGUCUCGGAUUUGGAACUUCUGGAAAAGAAAAUUGCCAUAACUCUAUGCAAGUUGGAAAUGAUAUUUCCUCCUGCAUUUUUUGACAUCAUGGUUCAUUUGUCAAUUCACUUGGCGUGGGAAGCAAAAGUAUGUGGGCCUGUGCAGUAUAGAUGGAUGUAUCCCAUUGAAAGGUACUUGCAUAAGUUAAAUACUUAUGUUCGUAAUAAAGCCUGUCCAGAAGGUUCUAUUGCCGAAGGUUAUUUGGCAGAAGAGUGUAUCACAUUUUGUUCACGAUAUUUAUGUCAAGUUGAGACUAAAUUUAACCGAGUAGAAAGAAACUAUGAUGGAGGUCAACCAUUGCAAGACAAGACUCAAUUAUCUAUCUUCUCACUUCCGGGUAAAACUAUUGGCACAGGUGUAUUGACAGUAAUGACUGAAGAGCUUCAUCAUGCUGCCACCCAUUAUGUCCUGACAAAUUGUGAUGAGUGUUUGCCUUUUAUUGAAGAACAUAAGGACAUUCUUCGUAUACAACAUGGUGAUGAUCGGGUGGAUGAGUUGCACAAAAAAAAUUUUGUGGAAUGGUUUUCUAAGAAGAUCCAACAAUUGUAUGUAGAUGGAAAAGUGAGCGCUCAAAUGCGUUCUUUGGCCCAAAGUCCUGGAAAGCAAGCUGUCUACUACAAAGGUUACAAUAUCCAUGGAUUUCGGUUCCAUACUGUACAACAUGAUGUGACGAAGAAAACACAAAAUAGCGGAGUUAUGGUCAAAGGAGAGAACCAAAUUAAUUGUGUGCCUUGGUAUGGAACCCUUACAGACGUCGUUGAGCUCUGGUAUACAGAUCACAAUAAAGUUGUCUCGUUUCACUGUAAUUGGUUUGACACAGCUACCAAAGGCAAAGGUUAUAAGGAAGAUCGUUAUGGCAUACUAAGUGUCAACAAUAAGGGUAAGUUGAAUACCCAAGAGCCAUUUGUGCUGGCAUCCCAAGCAACCCAGGUUUAUUAUGUUGAAGGAAUAAAAAACAGUGCUUGGAGUGUCGUGGUGGAAACCAAACCCAGAAACGUUUUUGAAAUGCCUACUAAUGAAGAGGAACCGUAUCAAGAAGAAGAAUCUCAGACGAGUCACACAUAUGCAAACCGUAACGAGGAAGAAGUUAAUGAAGAAUGA
Messenger RNA from Rosa chinensis, 3207 nucleotides. RefSeq lists its product as uncharacterized. The transcript has 4 exons. The record is from RefSeq and is a predicted model, not a curated record. NCBI's taxonomy places the organism in Eukaryota, Viridiplantae, Streptophyta, Magnoliopsida, Rosales, Rosaceae. Bases 1 to 3207 code for a protein of 1068 amino acids.